Pseudozyma flocculosa PF-1 is the source of this 1302-nucleotide messenger RNA. RefSeq lists its product as uncharacterized. Gene Ontology annotation, molecular function: hydrolase activity. The coding region runs from base 1 to 1302 and encodes 433 amino acids. The record is from RefSeq and is a predicted model, not a curated record. The transcript has a single exon. NCBI's taxonomy places the organism in Eukaryota, Fungi, Basidiomycota, Ustilaginomycetes, Ustilaginales, Ustilaginaceae.
AUGACCACCACCGCACCAUGCCGUGCAUCGCUGCACGACGCGGCCGUUGAACUGACGCGCCAGCUCGUACGCAUCGAUUCCACCAGCCCCUCGCUAUCCCGCACGGGUGAGGCGGCCGGCGAGUCGGGGAUCGCCGCCUUCCUCGUCGAGUGGCUCACGACGAGGGGGUUCGAGAUCAUCCCCCUCGAGCCCUCUGACCCGCGUCGCCCGAGCGUCCUGGCCGUCCACCGCGGUCGCACCCAUCCUCCCGCCACCGCCACCACCACUGCCGACGCACAGGCCAAAGAGCUGGGGCUAGGUCGACCACGUUCCAUUCUGUUCAACGGCCACAUCGAUACCGUCUCGGUGUCCAACUACGCCACCGAUCCCUUCAGCGGCGAGCUGAGGGACGGCAGGGUCUACGGACGCGGCGCGGCGGACAUGAAGGCCGGCCUGGCAUGUGCGCUCGUCGCUGCCGCCUCGUUUGUCUCCCACUCUACAUCCUGCCCCCUGCGCGGCGACGUGUGGAUAGCCGCCGUCGCAGACGAAGAGGACGCAUCGCGCGGAUCCUACGACAUCCUGCGUUACUUUGAGCAGCAGCACGACGAAGACCAAGCGCCGCCGCUGCGGCGACUGCCCAUCGACGGAGCCGUGUUCCCAGAGCCGACCGACGAGCAGGUCAUCACGAUGCACCGCGGCUUCGUAUGGGCCACGGUGUGCGUCCACGGCCGAGCGGCGCACGGGUCGCUGUGGGAGCAGGGCCGCGACGCCGUUGCCGAGAUGGGCGCCUUCCUCUGCGCCUUCCGCGCCUACGCCGCCGCGCUCCUCGACGAUCCGGAGCGACGCCAUCCGAUCCUGGGCCGCCCGAGCGCACACGCCGGCACGAUCCGGGGCGGCGACGAGGUGUCGACCUACCCGUCCGAGUGCACCGUCGUCCUCGAGCGCCGCACCCUCCCCGGCGAGGACGACACCACGUUCCGCACCGAGCUGCUCGGCUUGCUCGAUUCCCUGCCGCCGCACCGAGAGGGAUUCAGCUGGUCGCUCGACAUGGGCACGGUCCGACCCCCGCUGGUCGAACACGCCCAGCGCGAUUUCCAAGACGCCGUCAUGGAAGCCUCGUCCAAGGCCACGGGACGGCCGGCGGCCAAGACUGGCGGCCAGUUCUGGACCGAUGCCGCCCUCUUCUCGCAAGCCGGCGUGCCCAGCGUCGUCGUCGGCCCGCACGGCCAAGGGAUCCACGCGCACGACGAGUGGGUCGAGGUCGAAUCCAUCAAGACAAUGGUCGACGUGUACUCUGAGCUGAUCCAGUCGUUCUGCGCCUAG